This is a messenger RNA of Penicillium salamii, 585 nucleotides long. NCBI's taxonomy places the organism in Eukaryota, Fungi, Ascomycota, Eurotiomycetes, Eurotiales, Aspergillaceae. The record is from the annotation of a GenBank genome assembly.
AUGUCCAAAUUCGAGACUGCGCUUGCGCGCAUCGACGCAGCACAUGCAGACGACCCUCGCCAGACCCAAACUGCAAAACCCAUGCCCUACGAACUCCACUACGCCCAAAAAAUGACCAGCUACCUCUCAACUUUGCAGCCCGAAGCACAUGAACUUCUGCGCCUCGCAAUCCGCGCCCAGCAUCUUCGCCGCUGGGAAGUCCCCCGCGAUAGCUACCCCGCAACGAAGAUCGGGUACCAUUCGUGGCGCGCGGGGCUCCAGAGACGACAGGCUGCGCUGGUUGAGCAGAUGUGCGUGGAGAGUGGGUAUACAGCUGAAGAGGCCGCGAGGGUUGGGGCGCUUGUGCGGAAGGCGGACUUGAAGCAAGGGGAUCCGGAUACGCAGACGCUUGAGGAUGUGGCUUGUCUGGUGUUUUUGGAUGAUCAGUUUGAUAAAUUUGAGUCGGAUUUAAAUGAUGAGGAGAAGAUGGUGGGGAUUCUGCAGAAGACCUGGGGGAAGAUGUCGGAACGGGGGAGGGAGGAGGCUUUGAAGAUUAAGUUGUCGGAGAAUGCCCAGAGGCUGGUGGGCAUUGCUUUGAGUGGAUAA